Messenger RNA from Salvelinus namaycush (lake trout), 4346 nucleotides. RefSeq names its product ITPR interacting domain containing 1 (gene itprid1). Lineage: Eukaryota; Metazoa; Chordata; Actinopteri; Salmoniformes; Salmonidae. Bases 225 to 3476 code for a protein of 1083 amino acids. Gene Ontology annotation, molecular function: signaling receptor binding. The transcript has 13 exons. The record is from RefSeq and is a predicted model, not a curated record.
CGGAUGCAAAACCAGACCACGCCAGAGAAGCUGCAGCAGGGCUUCUAAAGAGGAACGCCAGCAGUGAGGAUGACUUAGCGUUGGGAGUCGAAGCAUCUUUAUUUGGUAAACAGGGAGUGAGGACCGUCCAGGAAUUUCUGAGGAGUUCCAGGUCCAACCCAAUUCUCACCAGGUGGAACAGCUUGACCUCAGCCUUCUCAGCACAGUCAGCUCCACUCAGUGUAAUGGAUGUGCUGAAUCUGUGGAGUGAUGACCCAGAGGAGGUCCUACUAGAUCUGGGCUUCGGCUGUGACGAGCCUGACAUCUCUGGACGGAUCCCAGCCCGCUUCAUCAACAACCAGUCCAGCGCCCGGGGAAUCAACAUCCAGGUGUUCCUGGACGCCCAGAAGAACCGCAUGGACAUAGAGAACCCUGAUGUCAGCAAUAGGUUCAGGCAGUUGGAGGUGCUGCAGCAGGUUACCACUGCGUUCUCAUCCCUGGUUGGUGGUGCGUCUACAGACUCCCUCUCCGAGAGCGGAGUUCCAGCUUUAGCUUCAGCCGAGGCCAGAGAGAAGAGGAAGAGGAUGGGCAUGCUGCUCCGCCGGGUCUCCAGAAAAACCCUCAGUCAGACCCAGUUUCAGACCCAAAUCCAGACCCAGGACUCCCAGGACACAAACCCAACUCCCCACAGUCCCGUAGCCCACUUACAGCAGCCCCUGGCCGGCAUCCCUGACAGGCGGACACCGCUGAAACGAGCCAGACAAGGCCUGGCUGAGAGUAUAUGUCUGACCCCACUGGCAGAGGAGCAAGGCCUAGCCUCGGAAGCACCAGAGCCCCACUUGGUCCCCCAGGAGGGUGCGCUCAGGCUGGAGGUGGUGAAGGAGUAUCAACCCCUGAUCUCCAGUGGUAUUCCAACCAGAAAGAAAAGUCCUGGGGAGGCCAGGGAGUCCUUUGAGAUGGAGGAGAUCCAGAGCUUUGAUGAGGGCAGUAUUUCUGGGAGCUACAUGGGAGCAUCUGACACCACAGCAGUGUGUGUGAUGAGGACUAACAGCUGCCAGUCUGACAGCAGUGGUUUCCUGGAAGAGCCCUUCAUCCCGUCCAUUACCCCGCAUCCCUCACCUGGACCCGAGCUCAUGAAGGCUUUGUCGGGAAUAUCUGGAGGCAGCACUGACAGCCAGAUCACUGUAAAAGGAGCUUCACCCCCCUCGUCCCCCCCAUCCACUUCCCUGGACCCUUCCCCUCCUUCCCUCACCACGUGCCACCCAAGACCAGAGUCUCCUCUAUACAGACCAGAGACAACAAGCCCUACAGAGGAGACACCCAGACACCAGGAUUCCCCCACACCCCACUCCCUCCUCUCUGAUGCCUUGGAGAUGACUAACUCUGCUUUUGGAGCCAGGCCAAGCCUAAUGGAAAACACUGUCACUGAGGAAGAUGGAUUCUCUUCGGCCUGCGGUGCACCUUGUCAUAAGCCAGACUCUCCGUUACGGAACGUUAUUAUUAUCAUGAAAACCGAUAAAGAAACAGAACACUUUACUCUGGAAUCAGAGGAAGCUGUUCCAAUAGGAGGAAAGGAAAAGGCCAUAGCGGAACAAAGUGGCAAUGUUCAGACAGGAACAGAGGCUGUUGGUGAUCAGGACACCGAUUGUUAUGGGUCACAUGAAGGCUCUCUGAUGGACUCGGUGGCUCUAGUGCAGAUGAAGAAAGAGGUGAAGACGGAAGUACAGAUUAGUUUUGGUUUGGAAGGUCCAGUGUUGGGUCCUGUUGCUGUUGGUGAGGUGGUGGAUCAAGGCUCUGAGACUGGAUCUGUUUGUCAGGACCGGUCCUCUGAAGAUCCUCUAUUAGGAUCUGACCCUAACCUCUCAGCAGUGCUAAGCCCUGCCUCCUCUCUCCCCCCAGCAGAACCUCUCUCUGCCUCCUCUCUCCCCCCAGCAGAGCCUCUCUCUGCCUCCUCCCCUCCAGUGCACUGGGAAACAGGUGGCUCAGAGAUUUCAGAGGGAUCCUCAAGCUUGGUUGUCCAAGAGCCUGUCCCACCACUAUAUCAACCAGCAAACCCACCUCCAGGCCCAGCUUUAACCUCACCUUCAGAGCAAGUGUCACCUCCAUCUCCACCAUCAUCUCCAUCCUCAGCCUCUUCCCCACCACCAUCUCCAGCCUCAUGCCCACACCAACCUCCAGCCUCAGCUUUUCCGGCAGCAUCCAGCUCAUCUCCAACCCAAGCCCAUUCCCCAAUCCAAAACCAUUCUCUAUCAGCCCUAACCACAACACCAACCCCAUCCUCAAUUCCAAACUCACCAUCAGCCCAUUCCUUAACCGUAGCUCCAUCUCAAGCCCCAACCCCACUCGUCCCCCACAGUGGUGGUUUCAGGUCAGGCCGGUCUGUGUCUGUCCAGAUGCCCUCCUCCCUGCCCUCUGUCUCCCACUCUGCCCUCCGGAGAGGUGGCGUCCCCCACACCCCCUCCCCGCUCGGCCCUUCCUUCGAGCCCCGCCCCCUGACUGACCUGACGCUCCGGCAGAGGCGGAACUCCUUCUCCAGGAAGGCGUGGUCAGAUGCUGAUGUCUCCCACUUUGCAGAACACAGAAACACUGCGGUUGCCAUGGGAAAGGCAGUCAUGACACCUGAGACGAUAUCCCUCCCGUCCCCCUGCCCCUCCCCCUCCCUGUCAUCGUCCAAUCGGUGGCUGUCUCGCGACGGUUCACGGAGAUCUGGAAGUUUCCAGAUGAAGUCCACCUCCUUGGACACGGGGCUGUGGCAGGAGGAAGAGGGGGAAGAAGUGGGGGAUGAGGAUAGACGGUGGGAACGAGCCCUGUUCUCUGGGCUUUCCUGCUGCUGCUCCUGUGAUCACCGCUGUAGCUGCUGUUCUCAGAACAAUUGCCUCAAACCGUCCUCCGUUUCAGCUUUCCCUUAUUCCCUGGAUGAGCUGGAGGGGAUGAUGCACUGUAUGAGGAAGUUCCGCUGUGUCCUGACAGACAUCGAGGAACAGCUGUCAGAAGACCAGGCCUCGGUGUACAGCUCACUCUCUGACACUGACAGAGAGGAGGUGCGAGACAUCUUGGAGCUGAGGAAAGCUGUGAAACAGGAAGCAGGAGAGUUGGAACUUCAGCUCACUGACCUGGUUCAUCGCUAUGACGACAGCUUCAAAAUGAAGAUGCACAGACUACUCGAUGAACAAUCUCACCUCUACACCCAGCUAAGGCUCCUCCCACUGAUCCCCACGACCACAUCCACCCCUGGCUCCGCCUCCUCCAGGAGCAUGGCCACUCAGUGCUGCCUGCUGCCCUGGCUGCCUUUGACGGACAUGUCCAGGCCACGCCCCUCAUCGCAGGCCACCUGGGAUUUGGAGUCCAGAUCAACUCUGCCAGAUUCCAGUUCUAUGGGCCAGAGGCUAAAACAUGGUUCUACAGGCACCAAGCCAGACAAACUGGACAUUGUGGGUUUCAUCCAGAGACUGAAGGAGUCCAUACGCCACUCUGUCAAUACUGACUCACUGGAGUAAAAGAGAGGUGGGGUAGCCCUGACUGACAGAUCUAGGCCGGGAUUCAAUCCUAGCGUUUCAUAGGGCAGCGUACUAUACAGGCGACAAUUUGCCUUUCAAAGGCAUUUUCCCUGACGUUCGCAGAGAUCGCGUUCAUGGUAAACGCUGUGCAUGUCGGCUCAGACGUAAAUUACCUUUAAAAGUCUUAUAAUAGUGCUCUGCUCUGUAACACGUCUUUGCGUGAAUACCAGACCUAUACUCUCUAAACUUUACUGAAAAAAACACUGCCUGUGUUCUCAUCAAACCGUGUGUUGUUUUUUUGUCUUACAGAUGCUGCUUCUGCUGUAGCUAACUGAAGAUGAUCUGCUGUCUAAGUUAUAGUGUGUCCAAUCAACCUGGACUCGGGUAGAUGUAACAUAAUAAACGUAAAUCUGUCUCCCUCCAUUUCGUAUGAUAUGUUAGGUGUGGUAAGGUAUGUAUUUCUUUGUGGAUGUCCAUCAUCCAUUAUGUUAUGAAUAACAAUUCAUAUGAUAUGUUACGAAUUUGCGAUUUAAGUAUGAUAUGUCACAAAUUCCAGUUUGAUGUGGCUAACCCUAACAUUAGUUAAGUAGCUAACGUUAACUAGGCUAAGGGUUAGGGUUAGGAGAAGGGUUAGCUAACAUGCUAAGUAGUUGCAAAAAGUAGUAAGUUUAUAUGCCCACCUAUCCACCCCGACCCACCACCCUCCUUUCGUUUUUACCUUAUGUAACCUUACCAAACAUACCAUAUCAUAUUAAUUUGAGUGUACUGGAUUUACGUUGACUAUGUCUAGUCUAUGAAACCAGGCUGGUGUAAUCAAUGGAUUCUAUUACUACUAAAGUAGUCCAGUGUCCGCAUGAUGAAUAAAGAGCA